Molecule: messenger RNA, 510 nt
Organism: Microplitis demolitor
Lineage: Eukaryota; Metazoa; Arthropoda; Insecta; Hymenoptera; Braconidae
Exons: 2
Coding region: 1-510 (169 amino acids)
Biological process (GO): DNA integration
Molecular function (GO): nucleic acid binding
Source: RefSeq, a predicted model, not a curated record
AUGUAUGGAAUAAAAUACCAACAUACUACACCGUAUCAUCCGCAAGCCAACGGUCUCGUCGAACGUUUACAUCCGGUUUUGCUCGGCUUACGCGCUGCUUGGAAGGACGAUAUCCAGACGACCCCGGUUGAAUUAGUGUACGGUGAGCCAAUUCGUUUGCCUGGUGAGUUACUCACUCCCAGCAAUAAAACAACACCUCAUAACAUUGUCAAUACUCUAAAACGUCAUUGUAAUUCAUUGGCACCGGCCAAAAUAUCGCGUCACGGCAAGCAUUCUGUAUUCUGUUCCAGGAACCUUAGUACUCGCAGUCAUGUACUAGUACGGAAUGACCAGGUUGGACCAUCUUUCACAGCGCCAUACGGAGGUCCAUAUCGUGUAAUAAUCCGACACGAUAAAUACUUCAUCGUCGAUUUUCGUGGACGAUAUAUCGCUAUUUCAGUGGACAGAUUAAAGCUGGUUUACGAGGCGAAUCAACACGACGAUGACGAUAACAAACUCCCUACCGAAUAA